AUGUCUGGCCUGCAAUCCCAGCUCAUUCUGUUUGAACACUUGAGUGCUUGUGACCUUCAUCCCUUCGACCCGGACUUCCAAACGCCUCUCAUCCUAGGCGAGUCGUUAGAUUUUUCGGACUCUGAAGAGUCACAGUUUGUCGGUGCGUUUUCAGACGGCCUGUGGGCCAAGUCUGAGCCCAUCCUUUCUAUGUCUAGCUUCCCGAAGCCCGCUGCCGGCACCAUACUAGACUUCGCCUCCACGCGGUCUCUGCAUGAUGCUGGCUCUUACUCGACCUAUGUUCAGACCCCAUAUGUGAAUACACCUCUUGUACCAUCGCCCAUGGCCGACCAGGCCAGUCAGGUUUCUGACUGUGUUCCUUACAUUCCAAACACCGAGUACGCCAGCUCGUACGAAGACGCUCAGUCUCCAAUGAUGGUUGCUCGCACUCGCCAACUGCCGGAGAUUGUAUCAUAUACUCCCCAGCGUGGCUGUGAGGGUACUCGUGUUGUUGUGCAGGUUCAGUCUCCGUUUGAUCUGCAUAGCUCCACAUACGGGGCUUUGUACUUGGUCUUCGGCUCGAAGAAGAGCGAGUGCCUCCCGCACUUCCUUGGAUUCGAGGAAAAUGCAUUCCAAUACGCUAUCUCAGCAGAUGCACCGACCUUCAUUUCCACUGGCUCUGCCUCCUAUGCUGUGCCCAUCCAGGUCGAAAUGGAAACCUCAACCGAUUGUGCCCCCACCAUCUUGCAAGUUGGUGUCUAUACAUAUGAGCAUGUUUCUCAGCCUUCUCCCCCUGCUGAUUCGCGGAAGAGAAAGUUUUCUUCAUAUUCGGACAACCCCGUCCCCGCUCCGGCCAAACGGGCCACUGGCCCAGUGAUCAAAGGCGAGCCUCAUGACAACUAUUCCUACCGGGAUCACCGAGCCCCAACCUACUCCCCGUAUAUGCAGAACCUUCCCAAUAUGACUGGGUACAUCACCCCGUUCCACGCCGCCUCUUCACCUCGCACAGGCCCCAUCCACUAUUCUGGCGUCUCGGCUACUCCUCAACCUGCCAUCCGGGCCCCAUCUCCUCUGACCCCAGUAUGGAGCCCAUCCAUGCUAUCUGUAUCACACGAUGGUCGUCAGGGACUGACUGUGGCACAUGGCAUUCCGCAGCACAGGGGGCCAUCUCCUGCACGUUCUGGCCACGCCCCGACUUUGAUUCGCACCUCCACUCUGCAGCAGGGAAGUGGUCUACAAUCGCACCAGCACUUCAACCCAUACGCCUCAAUCUACCCAACCAAGGCUAUCUUGAAACUCAAUGGGGAUUUGGACACCAUGACCGAUGGAUGGACCAAGCAGGAGCGGGAUUCGCAGCGUCGCCUGGUGCAGUUUACACGCAACCAGAUCGGAAGCACCAUCCAUGCCGAUUUCAAGCCUGUUGCUCCCGAGGACCGCCCUCAGAAUAGCAUUUGCAUUAGCUGCAUCUCCUGGGAAGGUAAGGAUGAGUGCUACGUCACUAGCGUGGACACUAUUUACCUUCUCGAGGCUCUCGUCGGCGUUCGUUUCACGGUCGAGGAGAAGAACCGCAUUCGCCGCAACCUCGAGGGAUUCCGCCCUCUCACUGUCUCAAAGGCCAAGGCGGACAGCGAAGAGUUCUUCAAGGUCAUCAUGGGCUUCCCCGCACCUAAGCCGCGCAACAUCGAGAAGGAUGUUAAGGUCUUCCCCUGGAAGAUUCUCAGCCAUGCCCUGAAGAAGAUCAUUGGGAAAUACUCUGCCAGCUACUCCUCCACCGCGGGUGCGCUGCCGACUGCGAUCACUAGUUACGCGGGUCAUGGCACUGGUUCUGAUUCGGGCACUGAGACUCACGCUCCAUCUCCACAGUCAGUAUCCGACCAUGGUGCAGCUCACAACUACACAACUGCUAUGGCGGCUCCGGCCUACUCAACACAACCUGGUCAGUGCGCUUCGCUGACAGCGGCUCCUGAUCUCCGCUCGAUGAUGCCUUCAGUCAACCAGCCAUACAACUCCGUUGGCACAUAUUCCUAUCCGGCCAUCUGCCAGCCCCAUAACGUCCACGCUUUGGUCGCCCCGAUCCAUCGGACUGGAUGGGACAUGCACGGACUUGGCGCUGCAGCGCCUGCGCCUACCGUCCCAGCUACUGGUUGCUAUUCCUAUAUGGACCCUGGGUAUCCUCUUCACGACGCGGCUAACGGCCCGUGA
This is a messenger RNA of Penicillium atrosanguineum, 2181 nucleotides long. It is a transcript of the gene medA, whose product is annotated as transcriptional regulator medA. NCBI's taxonomy places the organism in Eukaryota, Fungi, Ascomycota, Eurotiomycetes, Eurotiales, Aspergillaceae. The transcript has 4 exons. The coding region runs from base 1 to 2181 and encodes 726 amino acids. The record is from RefSeq and is a predicted model, not a curated record. Gene Ontology annotation, cellular component: nucleus.